Pistacia vera is the source of this 874-nucleotide messenger RNA. RefSeq lists its product as uncharacterized. The coding region runs from base 98 to 415 and encodes 105 amino acids. The record is from RefSeq and is a predicted model, not a curated record. Lineage: Eukaryota; Viridiplantae; Streptophyta; Magnoliopsida; Sapindales; Anacardiaceae. The transcript is spliced from 3 exons.
AAAAAUGCAUUCAGAACAUUGACAAAUAUUCUUGCGUUUCAAAUUUUACUUUUUCAAAAACGACAGCUUCAAGCGAUCUGCCCACACAGAGCGAGCAAUGAGUGAAAUCUGGAGACGAAGAUCGUUGCGUCCUCUACUAUUAUUCUUCUUCUUUUCUCUACAAUUCCUCUCCGCCUUGUCCGAUGGCUCUUUGAAUUCAGAACUGGGGAACCAAGCUAAAACUCAUGGUAAUUCCCAUAGCAAAACCGGGGCCAAGGUACUAAUUGUUUUACUUGCAGUUGUGGCAGUGGGUUUGUUUUCUUUUUUCCUUUUCAAGCUAUGGCAAAGGAAGAAAAGAGAAGAGCAGUAUGCUCGUCUUUUGAAGUUGUUUGAAGAGGAUGAUGAGCUUGAGGUUGAACUUGGCCUCCGGGACUGACAUAUUUCACCUGUAGAAACCAAUUUCCUCUUAUAUCAGGCUUAAGUGCCAUGCAGUAUUCGGAAAACUUAUUUCUUUGGUGGCCCUGAUUGGGAUAUGGAGAUAUCUUGUGGCGAGAUUAGGUAUUGUGCGAUUAUAAAUUGUAGUAGCUAUGAUGAUUAUAUUCAAAUUAAAACUUUUUAUGAAUUUAAUAUCUUUGUCAUUAGAGAAGGGAAGAACACCACUUUGUAUGAGAUUUUUUUUUUUUUUUUUUUUGGGGGGGGGGGGGGGGGGGGGGGGGUUGGGUUUAUUCACAUUUUGUAAAAAUACACUCAAUAUUCAUUUACAUGUGUAAAAGUAUUUAAGAUUUUGAUGCAUUGAAGAAGUGUAAAACUGAAGGGUUAUCUUGGUGUGCCUUGAAGCUGCUUAAAAGGCAUAUACCCAUUAUUUGUUUGCUUGAAUAAAAGAUGAAUUUUAAAA